UGAAGUCUUAUCUAUAAUUUAAGUUAACUAGGCUUGAUGCUCAUUGACAAAUAAAAAUAUUAUUAAAAAUGCAAUUAAAUUGUUGACAGUUUUUGUGUACAGUAAUAAAUAAUUCAAGAUGUCGAAAUGGGGCAAAACACAAGGCGAUUCGGGCAUAUUACGCAAAGCUGAAGGUCCAGAGAAGAUUGAAGAAUUAUUAGUGUUCGGUUACGCAUGCAAAUUGUUCAGGGAUGAUGAAAAAGCAUUGGAAAUAGAUCAGGGAAAACAUUUAAUACCGUGGAUGGGCGAUGAUUCGUUGAAAAUAGACAGAUAUGAUGGACGUGCAGCACUUUCCGAUUUAUCACAAUAUGAAGGAAGCACUGAGGGGUAUGAUACAGCUCGGUGGUUGGGACUUACUGAUGCCGAGCGAAGAGUUGAACAAUUGUGUGAUGAGGAAAGAUAUCGUGCGCUACAUACUAACGAAGAUGAGGAAGAACUAUACAGAGAGGAGGAAUUGAAGCGCUUACAUCAGCAAUUAAGUAAUGAAAAAAAUUAUGGUCAAGUGUCUUACAACUAUGAAGCAACUAAAGAAGAAAAACAGGAAGAAAUUGACGAAGCAAGUGUUGAAGCUGACAACGAUGAACCGUUUAUUCUACCGCCUGAUUUUGAUUUACCGGUUAAUAUGGCAAUGCCAAAAACAGUGAAACAGAAUGCAAGAAUCGAGAAAACAGCUUUAUUUAUCAGUCAACAAGGUGCUCAGAUGGAAAUUUUAUUAAAAGCAAAACAAGCUGGAAAUCCACAAUUUGAUUUUCUUUCACACGAUAGUCCGUUACAUCGAUAUUAUCGGCAUAUAUUAAUGGCUAUCAAAUCGGGUCGUUAUCAGUGUUCGUCUGCACAAAAACCGGAACCUGCGCCAGAAAAUGAAGACAAUGAUCAUUAUCUGCAUCCAAGUUUGGCACCAGUACCACGUAAUGUAGAAUCCGCUCCAUCAAUUCCUAAUAUUGUAUAUAAACCAUCAGCAGAUUGUGCCUACACAAUGUUAAUAUCAAAAAUCAAAGGAACAAAAGCAGUGAUAGACGACACACCAGAAACCAGUAAUUCUCCAUCUGUGAUAGACACCCCAGCACAACCAGAUAAACCACAAACACCGCCAACUACCUCAACCAAUAAUUCAACGUUCAAUUUUCCACCAAAUUCCACAUAUAUUUAUAAUUAUGUAACAGGAAAAUAUGAACCAGCUCCUACUACCACGAAUUACACAGACAAUCAAUACAAUAAUGUUUAUCAACAAGAUUUAUACGCAAAUCAUCCAAUAAUGGCGGCUCAAUAUGCUGCAUAUAUGAAUAAUUACAAGAGUAAUGAAAUUGCAAAAAGUGCUGUUAUUUAUAACAAAGAUACCGUUGUAAAUACUCCAACAGUAGUUGACAGUAAAAUCGAAGAAAAUACUGUGAAAAAAGAGAAACCAAAACCGAUAUUACCGAUUGCACAUUAUAGUGGGAGUUCCGAUUCAGAAAGUGACACGGAAAAUGAUAAUGAAACUCAAGCUAUUAUAAAUGUACCUGCUUAUGAGGUCCCUUCAUCUGAGAUACAGUUAAUUAUUGAUAAAAUGGCCAGUUAUGUUGCACGUAAUGGAAGUGAUUUUGAAGCGAUUGUACGAUCCAAAGGUGAUCCAAGAUUUUCAUUUCUCGUUGAUAGUCAUGUAUAUAAUGCGUAUUAUAAACAUAAGUUAAAAUUAUAUGGGGGUAUUGUGCAAAGUAGUCCUCAGCCUGUUCCUGCUACCACAACAACAGAGACACCAGCAUCUACGACGGUUGUUGACGAAAAAAGUAACAACGAGAACGAGAUUGAGGAGAAAAAAUCAGCGGAAGUGACAGAAAAGACGAAAUCUUGCGAUAAGGUUAAAAAACCUAUUGCUCCUGUAUCAUUUUCGAUAAAAAAAGCAAAAGAUCCUGAACCGGUACCAAUUGAAAGAAGUGCGUUACCCGUGGAAGAGAGUUCAGAAGAAAGUAAUGAAGAAAAUACUGAAAAUGGUACUGAAAAUGUAACUGAAGAACCAUCGACUACAAUAGUUCCACCUAUCGCAGCACCGGAAGAAGAAUCUGAAAAUAAUAUUCAAUCAAAAACACCUCCAAUACAUUCAGAAAAUGAUGAAAAAGAAGACGCACCGCCACCGGUUAAAGAUGCAUCUGUUAUCGAAAUUGAAGAUGCUGUCCAAGAGUUGAUUGACUUAACAGAUGAUCUUGAAGAGCGAAGGGAUGCUAAAAGAGCAAAAAUAGUCGAAGAAAAAAUCAAAGAUAAAUUAGCAGCUGCAGCAAGGGAAAAAAUGUCUUUAUUAUCCCGCAACAGAGAAUUACAAAUUGAAAGGAAAAGACGUGCGGCUGCAUUUUUAAGUAAAAUUAAACCAGGAGAAGUAACAACUUUGAAUGGAUUAUCUACGUCUGAUUUAAAUGUUGCAGAAACAACAAAAACCGCCGAAGAAGAUGACUUAUUGAAACGAAUUUGUGAAUUUGAUUCAGAAAUUGUUUCGUCAUCCUCGAAAAAAUCUCGUAGUGAAGAAAAAGAUGACGAAAAAUUAAAACAUGACCGGAACGACAAAUAUGAUGAUAAAUAUAGAGAAAAAUCUUCAAGAAAAAAGCGGAAAAAACGUAGUGAUGAAAGUCCCGAUUCAAAAAGACAUCAUCACAAGCGUAGUAAACAUUCACAUCGAUCGUCGGAGAAAAAACAUUCAAAAAAGAAAUAUCGAUCAAGAACGCGAUCAAGAUCACCUCAUGAACAUUCAAGACGAUCUAGAUCCACGUCACAUCGUUCAUCAAAAAGUCGAGUUGAACAUAGUAGUAGGAAUAAAGAAAGGGAGUCGUCGACAAAAAAAGAGAGGAGAAAAACUGAAAAAAAAAAUGAAGACAAAUCUAGUGGUGAAAUUUCCAGUCCAAAUACUAGUAAUUAUUGUAGCGAUUAAGUAAAAAAUA
This is a messenger RNA of Chrysoperla carnea, 2945 nucleotides long. It is a transcript of the gene su(w[a]), whose product is annotated as splicing factor, suppressor of white-apricot homolog. The transcript is spliced from 8 exons. Gene Ontology annotation, biological process: RNA processing; mRNA 5'-splice site recognition. Gene Ontology annotation, molecular function: RNA binding. The record is from RefSeq and is a predicted model, not a curated record. The coding region runs from base 119 to 2935 and encodes 938 amino acids. Lineage: Eukaryota; Metazoa; Arthropoda; Insecta; Neuroptera; Chrysopidae.